GGCGACGACGUCACGCAGGACAUCGCCGCGCUCUGCCUGUCCACCACAAAGCACAGCGCCGCGCCGUUCAGGGAGCUGCUGGUCAGGCUCAACAGCAGCACGCCGGUGAGCUGCGUCAUAGCCGACGGCGUCAUGAGCUUCGCGCAGAGGGUGGCCGAGGAGAUGGGCAUCCCGGCCUUGGUGUUCUGGACUACGAGCGCCUGCGGCUUCAUGGGUUACCUCCACUUCGCCGAGCUCGUCAGAAGAGGCUAUGUGCCACUCAAAGACGAUAGUGAUCUGACUAACGGGUACCUGGACACUGUCAUCGACUGGAUCCCCGGAAUGGAUGGCAUCCGUCUGAAAGACAUGCCCAGCUUCAUCAGAACCACCGACCCGGACGACGUGAUGCUCAACUUCGACGGCGGCGAGGCGCAGAACGCGCGCGGCGCCCGCGGGCUCAUCCUCAACACGUACGACGCGCUGGAGCAGGACGUCGUCCACGCGCUCCGCCGCACGUUCCCGCGCCUCUACACGGUCGGCCCGCUGGCCAAAGCCGCCGCAGGAGGCGCCGAUCUGGACGCGAUCGGCGGGAACCUCUGGAAGGAAGACGCGAGCUGCCUCCGCUGGCUGGACGCCCAGAAGCAGCCCGGCUCGGUGGUGUACGUCAACUUCGGAAGCAUCACGGUGGUGACUCCCGCGCAGCUCGCGGAGUUCGCGUGGGGGCUGGCGGGCUGCGGCCGGCCGUUCCUGUGGGUCGUCCGGCCGGACCUCGUCGCCGGCGAGAAGGCCGUGCUGCCGGAGGAGUUCGUCCGGGAGACCAAGGACAGGGGAGUGCUGGCGAGCUGGUGCCCGCAGGAGCGCGUCCUCUCGCACCCGUCGGUGGGGCUGUUCCUGACGCACUGCGGGUGGAACUCGACGCUGGAGAGCGUGUGCGCGGGCGUGCCGAUGGUCUGCUGGCCCUUCUUCGCCGAGCAGCCGACCAACUGCCGGUACGCGUGCGCCAGGUGGGGCAUCGGGGUGGAGAUCGGCGGCGGCGUGGCGAGGGAGGAGGUGGCGCGGCUGGUGCGCGAGGCGAUGGACGGCGAGAGGGGCAAGGCGAUGAGAGCGAGCGCGACGGCGUUGAAGCAGAGCGCCGGGGCGGCGACGGAGGGAGGCGGCUCGUCGAGCGAGAACAUGGAUCGGCUGGUCGAGUUCUUGCAUGCCGGGUGUGACGGUGCUACCUGAAUGACUUGUAGUACGUGUUUGAGCUGAUCUCCCCGGUCCUUGGAUGUUUUCUGUCUCGUUUCGCGCUGUGCCAGGUUUCCUUCACUGAAUGAAGAGCUGCGUUCAUCACAAAGAUGGAAGAAACAAGACAGAAUGAGGAGAUGAAAUUGUGCAGUGUGAUUUUGUUGCGCUGCAAGUAAUGACGCGUGCCCAGAAUGCUUGGGAGCUGGGAGGAGUAGUUUUGCUCCAGAUGUAAAUUACUCCGGUCUUCUCAAAGACUCCAGUACAAACUACAUAUAGAAUAAAAUAAGUGAAUCUAUGUUAUAAAAUAUGUCUAUAUACAGUUUUAUUGGAAUUUUUAAAAGAUCUUAUAUU
Triticum urartu is the source of this 1557-nucleotide messenger RNA. RefSeq names its product 7-deoxyloganetin glucosyltransferase. NCBI's taxonomy places the organism in Eukaryota, Viridiplantae, Streptophyta, Magnoliopsida, Poales, Poaceae. The record is from RefSeq and is a predicted model, not a curated record. Gene Ontology annotation, molecular function: quercetin 7-O-glucosyltransferase activity; quercetin 3-O-glucosyltransferase activity.